GUGGAGUUCAACUUGUUGGGAACACCGGACUAUCUCGUUCUACCGAGCUGUCUCGAGCUGAAAUCGGAGCACGGCGGAACGGAACGUGGCUAAAGUGACGGUGCCGUGAUUGUGUGAGCGCGAGGGCUCGUCUGUCAGUCGUCAUGUUGAUCUCCAGGUGCCUCCUGGCUGCUCUCCUCACCUGCGUCUCCACGGCAACUGAGAUGUGUGCUGACUAUGGUGAGGAGUUUGAGCGCGUGUUUAGGCGUCCCGGUGAGACAGGCGUGUUGAGUUGCAGAGCAGAGGAUGAUCUGAACGCUACACACCCCUACAGCCUGGAGUGGUACGACCCAAACACACUCCAACAGUACACCCACACGCCGGGACGAACCAUCUUACGGGGGGACACCCUCUGGAUCUUCAACCUCACGCACCAGGACGAUGGGAAAUACAUGUGUGUUGUCAGGUCAGCUGGUGGCUGUUCUAAGAAGGUGUAUGUGCUGGUUGUGGAGGCGGGCCCAGGGGCGUGGCCUAAAAGGGGGUGUGUCAAUCGCGACCGCAGCAUCCAAUGGCUGCAGAGCCUCAACACUGGAACUCUGGCCUGUCCAAUCACAGACUACCUGCCACACGUGCUCUCUUACACCGUCACCUGGUACAAGGGUGGCUGUACGGAGGUGCCUCUGGGUGAUCGCUAUGUCCAGCGGCGAGACGGUUUGCUGCAGCUGCGGACUGUGGGAUUAGAACACGUAGACAACUACACCUGCCUCUUCAACUUCACUAUGGACCCACGCACACACACACACUCGCCCUCACACACACACUCGCCCUCACACACACACUCGCCCUCACACACACACACGCCCAUACGAGGAUACAUGACCGAGACCAUGGAGACCACCGUCAACGUGAAGGUCACCUAUCAGCCGAGAAUCCUCCUACCUCAAGGGGAGAUCGUCAAGGUUCACUUAGGCUCUAGUCUGCGUUACGUGUGUCGGGUGCUGGUUCCAGGCGUGGGGGGUGAUCAUGACGUAUUCGUCAGGUGGAGAGAGUCCAAUAACGUCAUCUCAGGAGACACACAGGAGAGAAUACACCAGGUCAUACACAGCUGGUCUUUAAUGUGUGUGUGUGUGUGUGUGUGUGUGUGUGUGUGUGUGUGUGUGUGUAGGCCUGAGCCUGGUGAUGAUGGCGUGGUGUUGAGGUCUGAGCUGGUCCUGAUGACGGUGCACGAGGAUGAUCUGAGCACCAACUUCACCUGCUCCACCAGCAGUGGAUACUACAACCCCCAGGCUAGCAUACGGCUAGAGCGAGACUCUAACCUGCUGCUGCCAUUGGCCCUGGUGUUUGUGGGCGUGGCCGUGCUGUUUGUGGUUGCCGUGGUGACGUAUCGACUCUUCAAGAUCCACAUUGCACUCGCCUGCAGAGACCUGAUGCCAUACCUGUAUCCUAGCAACGAGGGCGAUGGGAAGCUGUAUGAUGCGUACGUUGUGUACCCGCGUGUGAUUGGUCAGUGCGGCCCUCAGGAGAGCUUUGCACUCGGGACGCUACCCAGGAUGCUAGAGGGUUGCUACGGUUACCGCCUCUUCAUCCUCGGCCGAGACUGCACACCAGGAGAAGCGGUGGUGGACGUGGUGUGUGCGUCUCUCUCUCUGAGUCGCCGCGUACUCCUGCUCUAUGGUGGGAGUGGCUUCAACAUGGAGGAUUGUGAUUGGUGGGUUCUGGAGCAGCAGCUGGCCCUGCAGCAAUCCCUAUUGGAGGACGAGCAAGUGGGCGUCGUCCUGGUAGACCUGGGGGGUGUGGCCGACGAAGAGCUGCCAUUGGCUGUCAGGAUGCUGAAGGAGGAGCAAGGGACGCUUAGCCCCGCCCAUAAAGACAUAUACUGCAUGCCGAUUGGCCGAGAGCGGGACAGGAGGCAUCCCGUUGGACGAGAGGAGGAGGAGGCGGGGCUUGGGUCUAUUAGCCCCUCCCCUCGCUUCUGGAGGGAGCUGCGGUACCACAUGCCGAUCAGAGGCAAAGCAAAAGCACACACACACACACACACUCACUCUGACACACGCCAGCGCACACACACGCAGACACACACACACGCAGACACACACACUAUUGCUCUCACACACACACCCAGCGUGCAGACGUGACCACGUUGGCACUGUGAUAUGGACAGCAGACGACAGCAGCAGCCAAUAGGAUUCAACCGUCACAGUCACAUGGACAGCAGAGAACCAAUAGGAUUCAACCGUCACAGUCACAUGGACAGCAGAGAACCAAUAGGAUUCAACAGCACAGUCACAUGGUCAGCAGAGAGGUGUCCAGCGUGAGCCGCCUACCUUUUGGUGUGUGUUGCUGUGGAUUUAUUUGAGUUUUAUUCUUAAUUGGGUCAGAGAUGGGCCCCGAACAUUUUUGACACUUUCGAGUGGGCCCCAAGUUGAAAAAGGUUGGGAACCCCUGGGGUAGACUUUCAGUUAU
Molecule: messenger RNA, 2442 nt
Organism: Engraulis encrasicolus (European anchovy)
Lineage: Eukaryota; Metazoa; Chordata; Actinopteri; Clupeiformes; Engraulidae
Product: interleukin-1 receptor type 1
Exons: 11
Coding region: 144-2114 (656 amino acids)
Biological process (GO): signal transduction
Source: RefSeq, a predicted model, not a curated record